AUGGGUGAUACGCAAAGUCGGCGGCAGGCGUACCAGGUCGAACGCGAGGAGCAAAGGGCGAGUAGGAGUAGGUCCCCGGAGCUACAGUUAUUGGCCUCACCGCUAGUGUCAACCGCGGGAUCCAUGGGACCGACGGUAUCCCCGGUGGUAUCGCCGGGGUACACCGAGGCGGAAAGUGACCUGGAAUUGGAAGAGGAGUCGUCGGCACGCACAAGGGGGACAUCGACGGCGCGGCGAGGGGAUCAGCGGCCGACAGACCCACAGGUCGAGGAGCCGCAGCCAACGCCGACCGAAACCGCGGUCAAAGAGCCGCAGACAACGCCGACAGAAACCGCGGUCAAAGAGCCGCAGGCAACGCAGGCCGACAUCGCGGAAAACAACGCGGCCGCUGAGGCACGACGCCUCGCGGAAUGGCACCGGCGGUUCGCGCUGGCCGCGGCGACGGAGGAGCGGAGGCAACGGCGUGUAUGGGAGGACGCCCUGACGCUGGCAAAGAGGCUGAAGGCCACGCAGGAGGCUGAAAAGGCGGCGCAAGAAGCGGAGGCGGAGCGCCACAAACGGGACGAGGUGCGCUCCGCGGUACGAGACGGCAUGAUGUGGCACGUGCAAACGCUGCACAUAUCGUGGGCCUCUGGGCCCUCGCCCCAGCAGCCCGGGCAAGAGGCGAGGGAGGCUCGACUGUGGGAGGAGGCACCACGCGCCAGUGACGAGAGGGACCCGAGGCGGCGGGCACGGCCACAGGAGUCGACAGGCCCAGCGGUGGCACCCACAGCCGAAAAGGUGCCCGAGGAGGCGCCCGGGGGGACGGCAGAGGUCGAGACGGAGGGAACGACGAACACGCCAACAUCACUGACGGCGGAGGGCCCAGCGGCGGCACCCAAAGUCGAGGUGGCGACCGACGGCGAAGCGGAUGACGGCGCGAGAGCAACGGCGGAAGCGAAGAAGGACGAACACUCACCUGAGCCAUGGGAGAGAGUCUAG
Drosophila persimilis is the source of this 981-nucleotide messenger RNA. Its product is annotated as translation initiation factor IF-2-like. NCBI's taxonomy places the organism in Eukaryota, Metazoa, Arthropoda, Insecta, Diptera, Drosophilidae. The record is from RefSeq and is a predicted model, not a curated record. The transcript is spliced from 4 exons. The coding region runs from base 1 to 981 and encodes 326 amino acids.